UGAUAAGGGUGGAGGCUCAGAAGUCUGGUUUCAUUUUUGGUUAGAGCUGGAGUACUACCGCGAAAUGGCGUCGAGUGACGUGUGUGAGGAGCUGAGGAUCAUUCUGCUGGGGAAGAACAGCUCAGAGAUCAGCAGAGUGGGGAACUUCAUCCUGGGAAGAAAGGCAUUUAAUACUGAAGCUCCACCCCCUUCAGUAGAGCAGAACUUGCCGAACUAUUUUUCAUUACCAAAAACAUGGAACCUGGUGCUGUGUGGGAGGGAGGCAGAAACAAAGGCAUCCGUGUCUAAACUUUUAGUAGAAAAAAAUAUUGAAGUAUGUGGACGUCUGAUCUCCCUGGUGGAGCUUCCAGCUCUCUACAGCUCUCAGCUCUCAGAGGAGGAAGUGAUGCAGGAGACUUUCUGCUGUGUCUCUCUCUGUGAUCCUGGAGUUCAUGCUUUUCUCCUCGUCCUCCCUGAGGGACGUCUCACUGAUGAAGAUAAAGGAGAACUGGAGAAGAUCCAGAACAUCUUUGGCACUGGACUGAAAAGCCUCUCACUUGUCCUCAUUGCCCAACCUCUUCAGAACAAAGAAUUAGAUGAGUCUGUUAAGAAAAUUAUCAACAGUUUUGGGGGACGAUUUAUAUUUUUUGACAUCAAAACAGAUUCUGCAAAUCUGAUGACAUGCUUAAAGGUCACCUUCCGCGAAAAUCCGAUUUUUCUUGUUUUUUGUGGAAUACAGUAGGUCUCUCCGAGUUGAAUGUGUACACCUGCACAUUAAACUGUUUUGCAGCCCCCAUUGUCUGCAGGAGCUAAGCAAAGAAAUCCCCCUCCCCCCCUCCGAAAAACGGGUGAAUUUUGAAUUAUCUUUCUGCCUACGUAGGCAGAAACUCACAGACCAGCCCACCUUGGCUCGAGAAACUCCCAGAGGCGGAGCUGAAGCGACGCAACAUCACCGCUCAUCAGUUAGGAGGUGGGAAGCAGUGAGCGGCAGAGCGGUGGAGGGG
Astyanax mexicanus (Mexican tetra) is the source of this 983-nucleotide messenger RNA. Its product is annotated as GTPase IMAP family member 4-like. Lineage: Eukaryota; Metazoa; Chordata; Actinopteri; Characiformes; Acestrorhamphidae. The coding region runs from base 65 to 721 and encodes 218 amino acids. The record is from RefSeq and is a predicted model, not a curated record. Gene Ontology annotation, molecular function: GTP binding. The transcript has 3 exons.